Talaromyces rugulosus is the source of this 1176-nucleotide messenger RNA. RefSeq lists its product as uncharacterized. Gene Ontology annotation, cellular component: endoplasmic reticulum membrane. Gene Ontology annotation, biological process: phosphatidic acid biosynthetic process. The transcript has a single exon. Bases 1 to 1176 code for a protein of 391 amino acids. NCBI's taxonomy places the organism in Eukaryota, Fungi, Ascomycota, Eurotiomycetes, Eurotiales, Trichocomaceae. The record is from RefSeq and is a predicted model, not a curated record. Gene Ontology annotation, molecular function: ATP-dependent diacylglycerol kinase activity.
AUGUCGUCUCAGCGUGUCGUCCCAGCGACUCCACGGGUCAUCUCCCCUUCGCCAACGCCGUCAGAGGCUCUGGAGAACGAUGCGGAGUAUACAGCUCCUACGACACGAUCGGCCGCGCGACGGCGCUUGAACGGCCCCCGGCCAAUUCGAGAAGAAGAGGAUGAUCAUGAAGGAGAUGAUUCAUCACCCUCGGUGUCACGGAGAACUAGUAGUCGGUCUGAGGGUGCUUCUCGGCAUCGCACGUCGAAGGCGAAAACGUCCUCCUCAGAAUCGCCGGUUGUCAUAUCAAAGCCUCUCAGUAAUGGCUCCCUAUCUCCGAAUGGCCAUCUUUCUCCUCCGUCCCCCAGCUUUUCGGAUCGCUGGCGAAAUCUCUCACGGUCUCCAUCUCCAUUAGGGCUGAUUCCGUUGCAUCAAAACUACCGCACCUUUAUCCACAAGCAUGAAAUCCCCCGCAAGGCGCUCCACGUGUCCAUCGGGUUCUUGACUUUGGACUUGUAUAGGCGUGGGAUACAAGCAUCUGCGAUAACCCCCUGGCUGUUGUCUGCCUUCAUCCCUAUUGCCGCAACUGAUCUGCUUCGACACCGUUCAAGCCGGGUUAACCGAUUAUAUGUCCGCUCCUUGGGGGCGCUGAUGAGAGAAUCUGAAGUUAGCGGGUACAACGGCGUGAUCUGGUAUCUUUUGGGCGCCUUCAUUGUGCUUCGAUUUUUCCCCAAGGAUGUCGGUGUCAUGGGCGUCCUCCUACUGAGUUGGUGCGAUACUGCUGCUUCCACAUUCGGCAGACUGUACGGCCGAUACACGAUUUCUUUACGCCGCGGGAAAAGCCUUGCUGGUACGUUGGCUGCAUGGCUCAUGGGCGUCAUGACCGCUGCUGCCUUUUGGGGAUGGUUCGUCCCUACUAUCGGCGCCUUUCCAGACGACCCGGAAAACGCGUUUAUGUUCACGGGACAUCUCAACCUUGUCCCGGAUUCAGUCCGCAAUUUAAUCGGAUGGAACCCAUCCGACGCAAGCUCUGGAAGCAUCAUCACGGGGCCACUGGCUCUAGGUGUCAUGAGCGUUGUCUCCGGUAUCAUUGCCGCUGGCAGCGAGAUGAUCGAUCUUUUUGGUUGGGAUGACAAUAUCACAAUUCCUGUUCUGAGCGGUGUUGGGUUAUGGGGUUUCCUCAAGGUAUUUGGCUAA